GGAGCAUUUAACAAUGGCUCUAUGUACAUUUAUUGACUAAAGAAAACACCUGAAUGCGGCAUGGAGCUGGUCGCUGACAAACUCCCCGCUAACGCCGAUUUGAUGACGGAGUUGAUGAAAUGUCCGAGCUCUUGCCUCGCAAAAGACCCAAUCGCGCGCGCGUCGUUGAUUCCUCUUGCACGCCGCACAAUUUACCCAGUCCGUGACUCUGCGACACAGAGCCCGGCUGCGCGCACUCGACACACCCAAUGCAGGGACAGCAAGCACCCUUCCUGCCCUCUUCCCCGCUCGAGCACGGCGCUGCUGUCAGCUACGGCUAUCUCCAGGCAUCGCAGCACGAUCGCCAGCCGCUAUGCGGUAAUAGCGAGGGUUGGGGGCCACUGAGCCCCAUCAGAUUCGACUUCACGCCAUGCUUUCUCGACGUGUGGAUUAUGGUGGUUGCUGUCUGGGGAAUUGUUGGAGGAGCAGGCGCGUUGUGGUAUCUAUAUAGGCAAUGCACGCCCCAGCCUGUCAAGCAGAACUGGCACUUCUAUGCCAAACUGAGUACCCUUGGAGCUCUUAUCGCCACGACUGCCGUUCAAGCCGCCCUUCAGAUUGAGUACUUCUCCGGCAUCUGGGCCGGAGACUUCCGCUUCUGGACCACCACCGUCACUGUUGUCUCGCUCCUAGUCAUUUUCUACGUCCAAUACAUCGAGCACUGGCGUUCGCGGAACGCCAAUGGUGUAGUCCUCUUCUACUGGCUGCUGUUCCUGAUCGCGAAUGGCGUAAAACUCCGCUCGCUGGUCUCCCAGAAGCUAUACAAAGAGCAUACCGCAUACUUUGCGGUCUUCACUGCUAGCGUUGGACUGGCCGUAAUUGAGUUUGCGCUGGAGUGGUUGGUGCAGAAGCGCCUAAGCGACUACGAUGCCCUGGGUGACGACGACGAAUGCCCCUACGAAUAUGCCGAUAUCUUCUCGGUCCUCACAUUCGGAUGGAUGACGCCCUUAAUGAAGCGUGGCUAUAACCACUUCCUCACCCAGGACGACCUUUGGAACCUCCGGAAGCGCGAUUCCACCAAGCACACGGCCGAGACAUUCGAAGAAAAGUGGGGUGAUGAGGUGGAGCAUAAGAAGAGCCCUUCGCUGUGGAUGGCGCUGUUCCUCUCUUUCGGCGGUCCAUACUUCCGCGGUGCUUGCAUCAAGACAAUCAGUGAUUGUCUGAACUUCGUCCAGCCGCAGCUGCUGAGGCUUCUGAUCACAUUCGUCAAGUCCUAUGAUACAGAUACACCAGAGCCUAUUGCACGAGGCGCUGCCAUAGCCCUCAGUAUGUUUGCCGUGUCUGUUUCACAGACGGCUGCCCUCCACCAAUAUUUCCAGCGAUCGUUCGAGACUGGUAUGCGCAUCAAGUCAUGCUUGACUGCUGCUAUCUACUCAAAGUCUACCCGCCUCUCCAACGAGGGCCGAGCUACCAAGUCAACUGGCGAUAUUGUCAAUUACAUGGCUGUUGACACCCAACGUCUGCAAGAUCUGGCUCAGUAUGGACAGCAAUUGUGGUCUGCUCCCUUCCAGAUUGUACUCUGCAUGCUGUCUCUGUACCAGCUUCUCGGCGUAGCAUGCUUUGCCGGUGUAGCUGUUAUGAUCAUCAUGAUUCCUAUCAACGGCAUCAUUGCACGUCUGAUGAAGACCUUGCAGAAGGAGCAAAUGAAGAAUAAGGAUGCGCGUACGAAGCUGAUCUCCGAGAUUCUUAACAACAUGAAGUCUAUCAAGCUCUACGCCUGGACAACUGCUUUUGCCAGCCGUCUGAACUAUAUUCGAAACGAUCAGGAACUGAAGACCCUGCGCAAAAUUGGUGCUACCCAAGCAUUCUCUACUUUCACAUGGUCGACCACACCUUUUCUGGUUUCCUGCUCGACCUUCGGCGUGUUUGUCUGGACUCAGGAUAAGCCCCUGACUACCGACAUUGUGUUCCCCGCUCUGACGCUGUUCAAUCUCCUCACUUUCCCACUCGCGAUCCUGCCCAUGGUCAUUACUGCGAUCGUCGAAGCUAGCGUCGCUGUCAGCCGUCUUACUAGUUACCUGACCGCUGAUGAACUCCAAGCCGACGCUGUCCGCCGCGAGCCCGCUGUCGAAGAGAACGGUGAAGAGUCAGUUCGCAUCAGGGACGCAAGCUUUACCUGGGACAAGAAUGCUGAACGUCGCACUCUCGAGCAGAUCAACUUCACUGCGCACAAGGGUGAACUUUCUUGUAUCGUUGGCCGUGUUGGAGCCGGUAAAUCUUCGCUUCUACAAGCAGUGCUUGGUGAUGUGUGGAAGAUCAAUGGUGAGGUGGUUCUACACGGAAAGUCGGCUUACGUACCUCAGCAAGCUUGGGUCAUGAACGCGUCUGUACGCGAGAACAUCGUCUUUGGUCACCGCUGGGACCCGCAUUUCUACGAGAAGACUGUAAAUGCAUGCGCUCUGCGCGACGACUUUGCGCAGCUUCCGGACGGUGAUCAGACAGAAGUUGGUGAGCGCGGUAUCUCUCUAUCAGGUGGGCAGAAGGCUCGUCUCACUCUUGCGCGUGCUGUGUAUGCUCGCGCUGAUGUCUAUCUGCUCGAUGACUGUUUGUCAGCUGUUGAUCAACACGUUGGGCGACACUUGAUCAACAAUGUCCUUGGACCCAACGGCCUAUUGGCUGGUAAAACCAGGAUUCUGGCUACCAAUUCUAUUCCUGUCUUAGUGGAAGCCGAUAUGAUUUUGCUUCUGCGUGAGGGCAAGAUCCUUGAAAGGGGCAGCUACACUCAGCUCAUGGCAAUGAAGGGCGAGAUUGCAAGCUUGAUCAAGACAUCGCAGAAUGAAGACCAAAGUGAGGACAGUGCUCCGUCUGAGGGUGUCAUGAGCGAUGAGGAGUCUACCGUGUACGGCGGCAGUCCAGCGUCGGAAGAUGACCAGGACCGAGAGGAAGCAGAAGCAGCUCAGGAAGGCGCGUCUCAUCUCGCACCUCUCAGGACCGGCAAUGGUACAGCGCGCAAACACAGUUUCGCAACUCUUCGCCGUGCCAGCACUGCCAGUUUCAAGGGUCCACGUGGCAAGACUAACGAUGAAGAGAACGGCCUCAAGAGCAAGCAGACGAAAGAAUUCUCGGAACAAGGCAAGGUCAAAUGGUCUGUGUAUGGCGAAUAUGCAAAAACUAGCAACUUAGUUGCAGUCGCCAUCUACCUCGCACUCCUCGCCGGUGCUCAGACGGCAUCUAUCGGUGCAAGUAUCUGGCUCAAGCAUUGGGCGGAGUUGAAUCAACGCUUCGGCGGUAACCCGCAUGUAGGCAAAAACAUUGGCAUCUACUUCUCAUUUGGUGUGGGAUCUGCCGCCCUUGUUGUUGUACAGACGCUCAUACUGUGGAUUUUCUGCUCCAUCGAAGCUAGUCGCAAACUCCAUGAGCGUAUGGCGUUCGCGAUCUUCCGUUCUCCAAUGAGCUUCUUCGAAACCACGCCCGCAGGGCGCAUCCUCAACAGGUUCUCCAGCGAUAUCUACAAGGUUGAUGAAGUGCUUGCCCGAACGUUCAACAUGCUGUUUGUGAAUUCAGCCAGAGCUGUGUUCACCCUGGUUCUAAUCUCUGCGGGAACCCCCAUCUUCAUCGUUGUCAUCCCCCCACUUGGUGCACUGUACCUAUACAUCCAGCGGUACUAUCUGCGCACAUCACGCGAGCUCAAGCGCCUGGACAGUGUUAGUCGCAGCCCGAUUUAUGCGCACUUCCAGGAGUCGCUCAGUGGCAUGAGUACCAUCCGUGCAUACAAUCAGCAGAAGCGCUUCGAGAUGGAGAACGAAUGGCGUGUAGACGCAAACCUGAGGGCCUAUUACCCAUCCAUCAGCGCCAACAGGUGGCUGGCUGUCCGUCUGGAGUUCUUAGGGUCUAUAAUCAUCUUGUGCGCUGCUGGGUUCGCCAUCAUCUCCGUUGCCAGUCACAGCGGCAUUUCGGCUGGUACGGUCGGUCUGUCGAUGUCUUAUGCGCUUCAGAUUACACAAUCUCUCAACUGGAUCGUCCGACAGACCGUUGAGGUGGAGACGAACAUCGUGUCUGUCGAACGCGUUCUCGAGUACGCGGCUUUACCGAGCGAGGCGCCAGAGGUUAUCUCCAAGAAUAGGCCACCAAUCAGCUGGCCCUCGCAGGGUGCUGUUUCCUUCAACAAUUACAGCACCCGAUAUCGGCCAGGUCUCGAUCUUGUGCUCAAGAACAUCAACCUGCAGAUCAAACCGAAUGAGAAGAUCGGUGUUGUGGGUCGCACAGGCGCGGGCAAGAGUUCGCUUACGCUCGCAUUAUUCCGCAUCAUCGAACCAUCGGAAGGUCAUGUGAGUAUUGACAAUCUGAACACAAGCACGAUCGGACUUUUGGACCUGCGCCGGCGACUGGCUAUCAUCCCACAGGAUGCAGCAUUGUUCGAAGGCACCGUGCGCGACAAUCUUGACCCAGGCCAUGUUCACGACGACACUGAGCUCUGGAGUGCGCUUGAACAUGCUCGUCUCAAGGAACACAUUGCUGGUAUGCAAGGCAAGCUGGAUGCGCAAGUUCACGAGGGUGGCUCCAACCUGAGCGCUGGACAACGUCAGCUCGUCUCCCUGGCACGUGCUCUUCUUGCACCAAGCAACAUCCUUGUUCUAGACGAGGCUACUGCCGCCGUCGAUGUAGAGACUGAUGCCUUGCUGCAAACUACGUUGCGAUCUAGCAUGUUCAACAACAAGACCAUCAUCACCAUUGCACAUCGAAUCAACACCAUCCUUGAUAGCGAUCGUAUCAUUGUAUUGGAUAGGGGCACUGUGGCUGAGUUCGACACUCCAGCCGAGCUCGUCAAGCAGAAGGGCUUGUUCUAUGAUCUUGUCAAGGAAGCAAAUUUGCUGAGCAGUAUCGAAGGAAACUAACUGUAGAAUACUGUUGAAGUAGGAGGUGUAGAUAAAAAAAACCCAAGUAGCAAAUUGUAAUUCCCACAUAUAGACGACAAGAUCAAGCCGACCCCCAAACUCGCGCUGCGAACGUCGCACACAGAACACGAUCAGCAAUGACGUGUUCCGGG
This is a messenger RNA of Boeremia exigua, 5023 nucleotides long. Its product is annotated as multidrug resistance-associated protein 1. Gene Ontology annotation, biological process: transmembrane transport. The transcript is spliced from 8 exons. NCBI's taxonomy places the organism in Eukaryota, Fungi, Ascomycota, Dothideomycetes, Pleosporales, Didymellaceae. The record is from RefSeq and is a predicted model, not a curated record. Gene Ontology annotation, cellular component: membrane. Gene Ontology annotation, molecular function: ATP hydrolysis activity; ATP binding; ABC-type transporter activity. Bases 249 to 4871 code for a protein of 1540 amino acids.